Molecule: messenger RNA, 1257 nt
Organism: Condylura cristata (star-nosed mole)
Lineage: Eukaryota; Metazoa; Chordata; Mammalia; Eulipotyphla; Talpidae
Gene: DDI1
Product: DNA-damage inducible 1 homolog 1 (S. cerevisiae)
Exons: 1
Coding region: 13-1257 (414 amino acids)
Biological process (GO): proteolysis
Molecular function (GO): protein binding; aspartic-type endopeptidase activity
Source: RefSeq, a predicted model, not a curated record
UGGGCCCAUGCCAUGUUGGUCACUGUGUACUGUGUGCGGAGGGACCUCUCCGAGGUAACCUUCUCCCUCCAGGUCACCCCUGAUUUUGAGCUCCACAACUUCCGAGUACUCUGUGAGCUUGAGUCCGGCAUCCCAGCAGAAGAGAUCGAGAUCAUCUACAUGGAGCAGCUCCUCACAGACAAUCACUGCUCCUUGGGCUCCUAUGGCCUUAAAGAUGGCGAUGUGGUUGUUUUACUGCAGAAGGAGAAUGUGGGACCUCGACCUCCUGGGCGGAUAUCAAGCCUGCCUCGAAUUGACUUCACCGGGAUAGCCAUGCCUGGGACAUCCAGCUCCCGGCACCACCAGCACCAGCACCACCACCACCAUCAGCACCAUCAGCACCAUCAACAUCAGCAGCAACGUUCACAAUCAACUCAGCAGUCACACGGUUUGGCCUGUGGAGAGAAGAUGACAUCCGCUCCAGGGAUGAAUAAUCCCUCCUUGAUCCGAAGCAUGUUGCUGGCCAAUCCCCAUGAUCUGUCCCUGCUGAAGGAACGCAACCCUCCCUUGGCUGAAGCCCUACUCAGUGGAAACCUUGAGACUUUUUCUCAAGUAUUGAUGGAGCAGCAAAGGGAGAGAGCCCUGCGAGAACAAGAGAGGCUUCGUCUCUUUUGUGCUGACCCAUUUGAUCUGGAAGCUCAGGCCAAGAUCGAAGAAGAAAUAAGGCAGCAGAACAUUGAGGAGAACAUGAAUAUUGCUAUGGAGGAGGCUCCGGAGAGUUUCGGGCAAGUGGCCAUGCUCUACAUUAACUGCAAAGUGAAUGGGCAUCCUUUGAAGGCUUUUGUUGACUCAGGGGCCCAGAUGACCAUCAUGAGCCAAGCUUGUGCUGAGCGUUGUAACAUAAUACGGCUGGUGGACCGACGCUGGGCUGGAAUCGCUAAAGGAGUGGGAACACAGAGAAUUAUUGGCAGAGUUCAUCUAGCUCAGAUUCAAAUCGAAGGCGAUUUCUUACAGUGCUCCUUCUCUAUCCUGGAGGAGCAGCCCAUGGACAUGCUUCUUGGGCUUGAUAUGCUCAGAAGACACCAAUGCUCCAUUGACUUAAAGAAAAAUGUCCUCGUGAUAGGAACCACUGGCACGCAGACUUAUUUUCUUCCUGAGGGGGAACUGCCCCCAUGUGCUAAGCUAGUAAGUGGUACAGGGCAAGAAGAAUCUUUAGACAAGGAGGCAGCAAAUACUAUGAAGCAUACAGUCAACAAUUCAGGACGGAAAAAGCACUGA